Messenger RNA from Microbotryum saponariae, 330 nucleotides. The record is from the annotation of a GenBank genome assembly. NCBI's taxonomy places the organism in Eukaryota, Fungi, Basidiomycota, Microbotryomycetes, Microbotryales, Microbotryaceae.
AUGGGGGUCGUGGUCGAGCAGGUCGAGCAGGUCGAGCAGGUCGAGCGCGUCGACGAGGUGAUGCACGAGCGAUGCACGGCCUGGGUUGGAAGGCAAUGCAUCUGCCGCGUCGACCAACUGUUGCGAGUGGAUGUAGGCGACCCUGCGCUGUCCAACAACACGGUCGGUCGUGCUCAUCCGACGCGGUGCAGUGGUCGGUGCAGCGGAACAAGCGGAACAGGCUGAACAAGCUGAACAGGCUGAACAGCUGAUCGGGAUCUGAUUAGCCCCACAGAUUUCCGAUUUCAAAAAAAAACUCGUAAUCUGAAAUUGCGCCACGAUGACGCGUGA